CGUCGUCGCCGGCCUCGUCGCCACCGCCCACACCCUGCUCGUCGCUGCCGUCGGCCCUGCCUCAGCGCGCGCGCGCCCCGCCGGGAUCAUCACACACGUCACGCGCCGGGCACGAGCGCACAGCCGACCGCAACGCCUGCCUAAAGCGGCCUGCCACAGGCGUCCGUCGACUAUCGCGAGCGCGAGCUCAAAGGCAACGCCGAGGCCAACAUGUUCAACGCCCCCCGCCCGUCGCAGCCGUACGGCGCGUCGCCCUCCAACGGCUUCGGUGUCACCAGCUUCAUGAGCGAGAACCCCCUCGCGAGCUCAAUCUACGACGACGGACUCGACCCGUGGAGCAAUUCGCCCAGUCCAGCGCCCCAGCCCGUCCCAUCUUUCCCGGCUGCCUCAUCGGGUCUCAGCUCGGUCAUUGGCAAUGCUUCCGUUCCGCCAAUAUACAUCCAGGCAUUCGCUGCGGUGGACGAUACGAAUACCGGCGAGACAUCCGUCAGUGCGCUCUCGCGAGUGCUGCGCACAUCUGCUCUCCCAGCAUCCACCAUCGACAAGAUCGUGAGCUUGGUCAGUUCGCGGCCCCGCGUGUCGAGACUCGAGUUCUUUGUCGCACUCGCGCUCGCUGCCCUGGUACAAAGCGGCAAAGAUGUGAGCAUCGAACGUGUCGCCCAGCUAGCGCAGGAGGACGCACUACCUGUCCCCACCCUCGACUUGGCUUCAUUACCGCCGUCGACCUCCGCAUUCAGCCCUUACUCUAUGCCCGAUCCCGCGCGCAACGUGGCACCGCGGAACUACACGGCCGAUGACCCAUGGAGCGUCCCCAAGUUCCCUUCAUCAACAAUAGCCUCGCCGCCUGUACUACCUAUCACAAACGGGGCUGGCAGUGUAACGAAUGGUGGGUCUUCGAGCAUUGCCGGCACGGGUCUCCCGAAGGAAUGGUGGCGGAAGCAAGAGACGAUCCACGUCAACAUACUCGGCCAACAAGGCUUCCUUCUCAACCGAUACCUCGCGUACGAGGUGACGAGCGAUCGAGGCGCACCUGUGCCGAGGCGCUACUCCGAGUUUGUAUUUCUCUGGGACUGUCUCGUCAAGCGCUAUCCGUUCCGAUUGCUUCCAGCGUUACCUCCGAAACGUGUGGGACCGGAUGAGAAUUUCCUGGAACAACGAAGAAAGGGCCUGGCUCGAUUCCUCAACUUCGUAGUGAACCAUCCUAUCAUCAAGGACGAUGGCAUUCUCGCAGUUUUCCUUACCGAGCCCUCCUUCGAAGCAUGGCGGAAGCACACCUCUAUCUAUUACGAGGAAGAGUCCGCCAGCAAGCGCGUCGACCGCGUCGAGGAAAUGAGCAUCCCGAGCGACCUCGACGACAAGCUCGCUUCCGUCCGCGGCAAGGUCGGCUACCUCAUCGAGCACUGGCAGCGGAUCAGCAUGCUCGCCGAGCGCAUUAUCCGGAGACGCGAGGCAGAAGCGGUACGGGUCCCUCCUCUCGUCCGGCGCGCGUACCUCCCGGCUCACUUCGCGUUGCCCCCGUUCGCUUCCCCGUCCGCGUCCACUACCUCCUUUACACCCGCGCCUGCACCCGCGCCCGCCCCGUCGUCCCCGUCGGACACGGAUUCGCUCGCGUCUUCGAUCUUUGGCGGCUUCGCGCGCGCGCGAAUCAUUGACGCGCAGGCGGACCUAUCGAGACUGACGAACACGGCAAAGAGUCUGGUGGAGGUGAAUGAGCGGUGCUGGCGGGGCGACGAGUGCGAGCUGUGUGCAGGCGUCCGGCAGGGGCUUGUCGAUAGUGCGACGCACAUGCAGAGGCAUUCAGAUAUGCUUGAACAUCGGUCACGGACGAUGUUGUAUUCCACACUGGAGGCGCUUAAGGGACAACGAGACUUGUACAUCGCCCUCCGAGAUCUGUUCAUACGACACGACAGGCUUUCGGGGGACCAGGUCGACCGCCUCAAGAAGCGCGUCGACACGAACUCCAUGAAACUGGAAGGCAUCAAGCAGGCGCACAAAGAGGGGUGGGAGCAAGAGGCAGACAAGUACACUGUCCUCAUCGAGAAGGACCAGGCAGCGAUCGCAGCUGCACUUAACAGGAGAGUAUUCAUCCGCGCCUGCAUGUGGCACGAGCUGCGCGUCGUGCUGCACAACCGCGAGAACACGUUGGUCUCGCAGGCCGUUCAGGCUUUCACGCGGGAAGAGCUGGACUUCUCCGAUCCGCCGUGGCGAAUUGGGCUGCGAUGGCGGAGGCUGUGGAGAGCAUGCCUUACGAGUGAUCAGAUAUUUGAGGAGCACAUCGUGCUUACUCUCGGGUCGGGGAAACGGACGGUGCUUUUAAUUUGAUGACUGCGUGCUCCAUUCACAAUGCAUUUGAUACCGAUACCAUACAGUCUGACUACAUGUCUUUGGAUGACCUCGUUUAACAUAACUCAUGCUAUGAUGCUAUCACAUAUGGAGGUAGCAUGACGUCGCCAUGCUUCAC
Molecule: messenger RNA, 2461 nt
Organism: Fomitopsis serialis
Lineage: Eukaryota; Fungi; Basidiomycota; Agaricomycetes; Polyporales; Fomitopsidaceae
Exons: 12
Coding region: 211-2322 (703 amino acids)
Biological process (GO): retrograde transport, endosome to Golgi; protein targeting to vacuole
Cellular component (GO): endosome
Molecular function (GO): phosphatidylinositol-3-phosphate binding
Source: RefSeq, a predicted model, not a curated record